ACCACUGAGUGUGACUGUAAUGUAACGCGGACACUCUGAAAUUUCGCGGAAUCCAAAGGGAUGUAUCCAAGAAAUGCUAGCCUUGCACUUGCAAGCCAAAUUCCGACCCGCGGCAGCAACGUCCGUCAACACUCUUCUCUCUGUCCCUCUCCUUCACCGCCAUCUCUCCAAAGCCCUCUAUUCUCCUCCUCCUCCCAACCGUUCAUCAUCAUCGUCGUCUUCCUCCUCGGAAUGGUUUCCUUUCAUCCGCACCGCCAUUUCCACAAACAACUUACUCCUCGGCAAUUGCGUCCACGCGCUCGUCGUAACCUGUGGCCACCGUGCGGACCGCUUCGUCACCAACAAUCUCAUCACCAUGUACUCCAAAUGCGGUUCUCUCUCCUCCGCACGCCUCCUGUUCGAUAAUGCUCCUCAACGAGACCUCGUUACUUGGAAUUCUAUUCUCGCCGCCUACGCGCACGCUGCUAAUUCUGAUGACGACCAUGGCAUCCAAGAGGGUUUCUGCCUUUUCCGUCAAUUUCGAUGGUCUGCUGCUUUGGCCAGUAAACUCACAUUAGCUCCUGUUUUGAAGUUGUGUUUGAUGUCUGGAUAUGAAUGGGCCUCGGAAACAGUUCAUGGGUAUGCCAUUAAAAUUAGUUUGGAAUGGGAUGCAUUUGUUUCAGGUGCUCUUGUUAAUAUUUAUUCGAAAUUCGGAAGAGUAAGGGAUGCCCGGGUUUUGUUUAAUGGCAUGCCUGAAACUGAAAAGGAUAUUGUGUUAUGGAAUGUGAUGCUCAAGACAUACGGUCAAAUGGGUCUCAAGAAAGAGGCUUUUCUUCUCUUCUCCGAGCUUCAUCGGAGUGAAUUGCGUCCGGAUGAUGUCAGUGUUCGUUGUGUUCUCGGCGGGCUUUCUGAGGUCGAAUUUGAUGAAGGCAAUAAGUAUGCGCAGCAAGUUCAAGCAUAUGCAACGAAAUUAUUUUUGCAGGACGAUACUUCAGAUAUAAUCUCGUGGAAUAAAUACUUGCCUCAGUAUCAGCAAGCUGGUGAAAAUUUAUCCACCGUUGAAUGCUUUAGGAAUAUGCACAGAUCAAAUGUAGGUUUUGAUAGUGAGACAUUUGUUGUUGCUCUUGCUGCGGUAAUAGGGAUAAAUGAUUCGGGGUUGGGACAACAAAUUCAUGGCAUGGCUGUGAAGUUGGGUUUUGAUUUGGAUGUCACUGUUGCAAACAAUCUCAUUAACAUGUAUUCAAAGACAGGGUACUUAGGUUUUGCUCAAAAGGUUUUCACCACCAUGAAGGAACUGAAUUUAGUUUCGUGGAAUUCAAUGAUAUCAAGUUGUGUGCAGAGUGGUUUAGAGGAGGAAUCGGUGACUCUUUUUAGGGAAAUGUUAAACGAUGGCUUAAAACCAGAUCAUUUUACAUUGGCGAGUGUUCUGAGGGCUUGCUCUUCACUUACUGCAGGAUUGUGUCUGAGUGAACAAGUUCAUGUUCUUGCACUAAAAACUGCAAUCAUCAGUGAUGCUUUCGUAUCAACAGCACUAAUUGAUGUUUAUUCUAGGAACAGAAGAAUGGAAGGUGCAGAAUUACUCUUUCAAAAUAAAGAUGAAUUUGAUUCGGCAACUUGGAACGCCAUGAUGCAUGGGUAUAUAAUUUGCAACAAUGGGCACAAAGCCUUAAAACUCUUUGCUAUGAUGCACAAAAGUGGAGAAAGGUCAGAUGAGAUCACACUUGCAACUGUGGCUAAAGCCUGUGGUUGUUUGGUAUGGCUGGAACAAGGAAGGCAAAUUCAUGAUUAUAUAAUUAAAGUGGGGGUUGACUCAGAUUUAUGCGUUAGUGGUGGUAUUCUCGAUAUGUAUAUUAAAUGUGGAGACAUGGUGGAUGCAUACAGAGUCUUCCAAGGGAUUCCUGCACCCGAUGAUAUUGCAUGGACAACUAUAAUCUCCGGGUGUGUGGAAAAUGGAGAUGAGGACCGUGCUUUUUCAAUGUACCAUCAGAUGAGGCAAUCUGGUGUAGCACCUGAUGAGUAUACCUUCGCUACCCUCAUCAAAGCGAGCUCAUACUUGACUGCACUGGAACCAGGAAGACAAAUUCAUGCAAACUUGAUCAAGUCAGAUUGUGCUUCAGACCCUUUCGUUGGGACCUCGCUUAUAGACAUGUACGCCAAGUGUGGGAACAUAGAAGAUUCAUAUUGCUUAUUUAAAAGUAUAGAUGUUCGAAAUAUUGCCCUGUGGAAUGCUAUGUUGGUCGGUUUAGCUCAGCAUGGACAUGGUAGAGAAGCUCUCAAUGUUUUUAAAGAUAUGAAACAUCAUGGAAUUAAACCUGAUCGAGUCACCUUUAUAGGAGUUCUUUCGGCCUGUAGCCAUUCUGGCUUGACUUCCCAAGCUUACAUGUAUUUCCGUUCUAUGUACAAAGACUAUGGAAUUCAGCCUGAGAUCGAGCAUUAUUCUUGCCUCGUUGAUGCCCUUGGCCGUGCAGGACUUGUUCAAGAGGCAGAAAAUCUUAUUGCAUCAAUGCCCUUUGAAGCUUCUGCUUCCAUGUACAGAGCCCUGCUUGGUGCUUGUUGGGUUCAAGGGGACACAGAAAUUGGAAAACGGGUAGCAACUCAACUCUUGGCUUUGGAGCCAUUAGACUCAGCAGCUUACGUUCUUUUAUCUAAUAUCUAUGCUGCUUCAAAUCAAUGGAAUGAGGUAACUGAUGUUAGAAAAAUGAUGAAGACGAAAAAUGUGAAAAAGGAUCCGGGGUUUAGUUGGAUUGAUGUGUAAAAUAAAAUGCAUUUGUUUGUGGUGGAUGACAUCCACAAGCUGAUAAGAUAUAUGAUAAGGUAGAAGAUUUAAUUAGACUGAUCAAAGAAGAAGGAUAUGUCCCUGAUGCUGAAUAUGUGCUACUUGAUGUAGAGGAAGAAGAAAAAGAGAGCUCUCUCUAUUACCACAGUGAGAAGCUUGCAAUAGCUUUUGGACUGAUAAGCACUCCUCCAUUCGCAACAAUCCGGGUGAUAAAAAACCUUCGAGUUUGUGGGGAUUGCCAUAAUGCAUUCACAUAUAUAUCUAAGGUGUCUAAACGGGAAAUUGUGUUCAGAGAUGCCAAUCGUUUCCAUCACUUUAGGGACGGAAUCUGCUCAUGUGGCAAUUACUGGUGCAUUGAGCCAAGAGAAAUGAAGCAAAAAGAUCCUAGAGCAAAGAAGCAAGCAAGCCAAGUUAAGCUAAGCAAAAGCAUAAAAAGCUAAAAAUAAAAAAAAAAAUUGCGAAGCAAAGCAAGAUGCAGCGUAGAAGAAAGACUCUUGCCAAGAAAAGAGUUCACAGAGCUCCACAGCCUCAAUCUCCAGUUGCAAAGCCUUCUUCCCCUUCAUCUUCUUCAUCUUCUGCGUCAGUCCAAUUUGAGCCAUCUGCCAUGGACGCUGAGCAUGCUAUUAUCCGCGAGGUUCCCGCUGAGUCUUACGCUAGACCCGAGAGACCAAGUACAGAUUUGAUACAGAGUUAUUCGCUACCUUGGACCAGACUAGGUGGUCCUAUAAUGAGCUUGUGCGGCGGGGCAGUGCUGCCAUUAUGACUCCAGCAGACACAAUCGUCUAUCCUCGGUUGGUUGGUCUAUUCUACCAGUACCUCCAGAUGGAUAAGGAUGGUAAACUUCUUUUGCACACUACCAUUAACGGCCAGGAGAUUGAUAUUUCUAUUCCGGCCAUAACUGCUGCCAGUCGCUGCCCUCACACUUCUCCAUUAACUGAUGAUUCUCAGGAGCCUCUGUACCCUACACAUCCACUAUUUCCCAUUGAGCUGACCAUGGUAGCUACAUUAUCUCCACAUGCUGCAUUUAAGGGGCAUACCUUUGCAGACCGGGUCAAGGUUGAUCCCUGGUAUUGGUUCUUUAAUGCAGUGCUGCACAUUCCUGACAGGCCAUGGCACUCAGCGGCGAGAGGGGAUCUUUCAGGCCCUAUAUUGUCUAGAUCAGGGGUACUGGAUUUCUAUUCCUGCACUUAUAUGGGAGCUCAUGCAUAAGUUCUGGAAGAACUUGCAUCACACGCACAGUAUUAGAGCAGAGACCUAGCCUUUACCUUUUGGCCAUUUGAUUACUCAGCUGCUUCUAGACUAGGGGUAUCAGUUUGACCCAGAGGAGAUUCCAGAGCCUGAUGCAGAGCGAGCGAAGAGAGCUUAUGAUCUGACCUGGUGGAAUAAGACUUUCAAUUCAUGUCGUAAGAACAGGGCAAACGGGGAUAUGAAGAGAUUACAGGCAGAGCAGCAGAGAGCAACAACACAGGCAGCCGCAGCAGGCGAUGCUCCAGAGGAUGAUACAGCGGAUAGAUAUCCCCCCAUGCAGAGACGUCGUAUUACCACUUCAGGUUCUACCUCUUAGCCAGAUAUACCUAUACAUCUCAGCAGACUGGCCCUUCAUAUGCCCUCCUACCAGCAUAUUUAUUGUCCAGUUAUUGUUUUCUUUACACAUAGGAGCCGUGUAUACUAUUUAAUACAUUGGAGUUAAAUAGAGCCAUCAUAAGAAAAUGGAGUCUACUUGGGAAAAGGAGGAUGUCAUUCACUCAUCGUUUCCAGAAAUAAUGGAAGACGGUGAGGGCGAAUUCCGAGGACGAAGUUCCUUUUGUUAGGGGAAAAGAAUGUAAUACCCUUAAUUUUAAAAGGAUAGUCUCGGUAUUUAUUUAAUUGAUUUAAUUGCUUUUUUAUUAAAUUA
Messenger RNA from Cornus florida, 4649 nucleotides. Its product is annotated as pentatricopeptide repeat-containing protein At4g33170. Lineage: Eukaryota; Viridiplantae; Streptophyta; Magnoliopsida; Cornales; Cornaceae. Bases 74 to 2734 code for a protein of 886 amino acids. Gene Ontology annotation, biological process: RNA modification. Gene Ontology annotation, molecular function: RNA binding; protein binding. The record is from RefSeq and is a predicted model, not a curated record. The transcript is spliced from 3 exons.